AGUUGAACAGUGAGCACACGUGAUUUACAGUAUUUUGGUUAUUACUCAAAAUGGGUGAGUGAUGUUUUAAAGCAGUAUUACAAAACACAGAAUGGUAAAUGGUUAAACAGUCAAAAUGAGCAGCAAUGCAGUAAAACCCAUAGACAAACAAUCUGUUCUUAAAAUUUGCUCUGGUCAAGUGGUCGUAACUUUGGCAACAGCAGUAAAAGAACUGGUCGAGAACAGUUUGGAUGCUGGUGCAACAAACAUUGAAGUACGCAUUAAGAAUUGGGGUGCAGAUUCUCUUGAAGUUAUUGAUAAUGGUGCAGGUGUAUUACCACAAAACUUUGCUGGUUUGGCUUUAAAGCACCACACAUCUAAAUUGACCACAUUUGACGACCUGCCCGGUGUGGAAACCUUUGGUUUUCGUGGCGAAGCACUUAGCUCUUUGUGUGCAUUAAGUAAUCUUACCAUCACCACAUGUCACUCAUCUCAAAGUAUUGCCACAAAAUUAGAGUACAACCAUGAUGGACAGAUAAUAAAGCAACAUGCUACUGCAAGAACACAGGGAACCACUGUCACAGUUCAAAAUCUUUUCUCCACUCUACCUGUUCGACACAAGGAGUUUUUAAGGAACAUCAAAAGAGAAUAUGGCAAAAUGAUACAAAUUUUGCAAGGAUAUUGUGUUGUUUUGACAGGUGUUAGAAUUAGUUGCUAUAUUAUCAAUGAUAAAGGGAAGAAAUCACUGGUUCUGGCAACGCAUGGUAACAACUCUAUAAAAGAGAAUAUUGGUGAUGUGUUUGGGCCUAAACAAUUACAAUCUAUCAUGGCUUUCGAGCAAAUCCCACCAGCAUCUGAAGACUGUGAAGAAAUUGGUUUGAAUAUACUUUCACAAGAUGAAAACAAUAUGUUAGUUUUGACAGGGUUUGUAUCUUGUUCAGAACAUGGUGAGGGACGAAGUUCAAGUGAUCGACAAUAUAUAUUCAUUAACAAGAGACCAUGUGACCUACCUAAGCUGACACGAUUGGUCAACGAAGUUUAUCAUAUAUUUAAUAGAAAUCAGUAUCCAUUUGUGGUUCUAAAUAUUGUAUUAAAUAAAGAACUUGUUGACGUGAAUCUAACACCGGAUAAACGACAAGUUUUUUUUCAACAAGAAAAACUUCUGUAUGCCAUCAUAAAGUCUUCCUUGAAAGCAAUGUACGACACUGGGUCCAAUUCCUACGAAACCAAUCAGAAACCAUUGAAAGAAAUUAAAUUAUCAAGUUCAAGAUUAAGAAGAGAGGAAACGAACAAGAGCCUCGUUAAAUCGAUCAAAGAAAGACUGAAAACGGCAGGAACACCAGUUGAAAAUAACAAUAAAAAUUGUAUAUUGAAGUAUACGACAAAUAUUUCUGGAAUAAGUAAGACGGUUGAUGACGAUGAAGAAGGAAAUUCUGCGUUCCCAUGGAAUAUUGAAGAAUCAGAGGUCAAAAACGCGGAAAGUGACUUAAGAACUGAUGGCUUAGAUAACAUGGUCAAACAAAGCGAAAUCAGUUCAUCUGAAGAAUCUGUGACGACAAGUAAAAACGACGUAGGAAAGGCGCCUGUAUUUCACCAAGAGUAUGAUUUGAAAUUGACAGAGAUGGACGAAAACCACAAAAUUUUUUGCCAAAGAAACAAGAAUGAGAGCAAGUCGUGUGGAAACGAAGAACCGACUAUGAUCACUAUUGAAUAUAAAGAUAGUAAUAUUCUUAAUACGGCUAGAAAAUGCAUCAUUGAUGGAGAGGGUAUUUCUGACACAGAGACCAUUCAAAAAGAGAAAAACGAAGAGAUACAAGAGAACAUGUUUGAACUUUUAAAAGAAAAUGAUCGUUGCAAUGAGGAAAAACACGGGUUGAAACGAGAGCGAUUUAACGAAGAGAAAGAAGGUUGUACGAAUCUUUUAUCGGCCAAGAGAAUUCGAACAGACGGAGAUUAUGGCGAGAAAACUGACGACGUAAACGAACGAAAUAGUUUAGUAGUGAAUUUUGACAUGGAGAAAAUACGUGAGCUUAGUAAUGAUGAAAAAUUUUGUGAAGCAACUAAAGAGGAAAAUCAUAGUAUCUCGCGUUCUUUUCGUGCAAACAUUUCGCCCGCAAGCAAUCAGACCGCCGAGGACGAACUAAGAAAGAAUAUUUCCAAAGAUAUGUUUGGAAAGAUGAAAAUAAUCGGACAAUUUAAUCAGGGUUUUAUUAUAUCGAAACUCGACCGCGAUUUGUUUAUCAUCGAUCAACAUGCCGCGGACGAGAAAUAUAAUUUUGAAGAUCUACAAAAAAAUACAGUUUUGAAAUCGCAGCGACUUAUCGCACCGCAAUCGCUGGAUCUCACGGCAGUGAACGAAAGCGUUUUGUUGGAAAAUCUUCAAGUCUUUAAAAUGAACGGCUUUGACUUCGAGGUCGACGAAACAGCACCAGUUUCACAAAGAGUGAAGCUUGCGGCCACACCAGUCAGUAGGAAUUGGAGUUUUGGUAAAUCGGAUAUUGACGAAUUGAUCUUUAUGUUAAGUGAUUCCCCUAACAGGAAUUGCCGACCUUCAAACGUGAAAAAAAUGAUUGCCAGUCGUUCUUGUCGUAUGUCUGUCAUGAUUGGUCGAGCUUUAAAUGAGAGACAAAUGAGGAGGAUUGUGGAUCAUAUGGGUGAAAUGGAUCAACCUUGGAACUGCCCUCAUGGACGACCAACGAUCAGACAUUUGAUCGAUUUGAACAUGGUCGGAAAAUAAAGGAUAGAAGUGACAGAGUAAAGGCACAUUUGGUAGGUGAAAUGGGGAUUGACGAGGAUAGAACAAGAAAUUGUAGGAACAAUGAUCAUGAUACAAUAAACAAUCGAAGCGUUCGAAAUAGUUAUCGAAGUUCAAAAAUCUCCAUGCGAAUAAACAUUAAUAUAAAUACAUACAUUGCAUAACUAGAAACUGUUAAUUUUAUGUGGAUAAAAUUUUUUCACUGUUUCA
Xenia sp. Carnegie-2017 is the source of this 2944-nucleotide messenger RNA. Its product is annotated as mismatch repair endonuclease PMS2-like. Gene Ontology annotation, molecular function: ATP binding; mismatched DNA binding; ATP-dependent DNA damage sensor activity. Bases 116 to 2716 code for a protein of 866 amino acids. The record is from RefSeq and is a predicted model, not a curated record. Gene Ontology annotation, cellular component: MutLalpha complex. The transcript has 4 exons. Gene Ontology annotation, biological process: mismatch repair. NCBI's taxonomy places the organism in Eukaryota, Metazoa, Cnidaria, Anthozoa, Malacalcyonacea, Xeniidae.